Anguilla anguilla (European eel) is the source of this 1918-nucleotide messenger RNA. RefSeq names its product seryl-tRNA synthetase 2, mitochondrial (gene sars2). Gene Ontology annotation, cellular component: mitochondrion. Gene Ontology annotation, molecular function: serine-tRNA ligase activity; tRNA binding; ATP binding. Gene Ontology annotation, biological process: mitochondrial seryl-tRNA aminoacylation. The record is from RefSeq and is a predicted model, not a curated record. NCBI's taxonomy places the organism in Eukaryota, Metazoa, Chordata, Actinopteri, Anguilliformes, Anguillidae.
CUAAGAACCACCGAAUACUUAACAGCCCGAAAACAAUAUAAAUAUGACUUCGCAGCAUCCAUUUCUGAAAUUGAAAUGUCAAAUGUAAGGUAGCAAACAGUUGCGAUAUGUUAUUGGUCCCUGGUAUAAUCCCGCCCCAUGUUAUUUAACAUGCUUCCGCCAGCGAACAUGGCGACCUCCGUGGGCACGCUUGUACGACUCGGUGCAUCGUUAAUCCUGAAACCGGCUUCACGGCACUAUCCUUGGGUGACCGUGCUAUUAUCUUCACGCCGCUGUAGCCACAGCCUCAGAAGCAGCCUGUACGAGCAUGCCCGGGAGAGUUACAUUCACAAGCCGGAACUGGAUAUGCGAUUGGUUUGCGAAGAGAUGGACAAAGUCAUUGCUAAUGUAGAGAGCCGGAAAGGGGAUCUGCGGCGGUCGGACGUCCGUGAUAUAGUGUCAGUGUGGCAGCAGCUGCAGGAGGUCCAGCAGGAGAUCUCUGACUUGGAAGCACAGAAGAAGGAGAUAAGCACCCAAGUUCGAGCUCUUGUAGAUCAACACGAUAAGAAAGUACUGUCCACUCUGCCGGAGUAUGAGAGGGCAAGGGUGAAAGGGCGGGAAAUCCGACUGGCCCUGAACCAGCUGUACCCGCGGGAGAGCGAGUUGGAGCAGCAGCACUACCUCCGUGCCCUGCGGCUGCCCAACAACACGCACCCCAGUGUGCCAAUAGGAGAUGAGAGCCAGGCAAGAGUGGUUGAACUGAUUGGAGAGAAGCCAGAGUUUGACUUCAAAGUAAAGGGACACCUGGAAAUUGGGGAGAACCUGGACCUCAUCAGGCAGAGGCGGCUGGCGCACGUGUCAGGCCACAGGUCAUACUACCUGAGGGGGGCGGGGGCUCAGCUCCAGCUGGCGCUGCAGAACUUCACCCUGGACAUCCUUCUGCGCCGGGGCUUUGUUCCCAUGGUUGUCCCGGAUAUGCUGAGGGGGGCAGUGUUCGAAGGUUGCGGGAUGCAGCCUCACGCUCACCAGUCUCAGGUGUACUCCAUUGACCCCGCCCGCUUCGCAGACCUCAACCUGGCCGGCACGGGGGAGGUGGGCGUGGCAGGUUACUUUAUGGACCACGCUGUGAACCACAAGGACCUGCCUGUUCGGACCGUUUGCUGCAGCACGUGCUACAGGGCAGAGACGGACACUGGGAGGGAGACCUGGGGGCUCUACAGGGUGCACCACUUUAACAAGGUGGAGAUGUUUGGCGUGACGGCGGACGAGACUGGAGAGGAGAGCUCCCAGCUGCUGGAGGAGUUCCUGUCCCUGCAGAAGGAGAUCUUCUCUGCCCUAGAACUGCACUACAGGGUGCUGGACAUGCCCACACAGGAGCUGGGCCCCCCCGCCUACAGGAAGUUUGACAUCGAGGCCUGGAUGCCCGGACGGGGCAGCUAUGGAGAGAUCUCCAGCGCCUCCAACUGCACUGACUACCAGAGCCGCCGCCUCAGCAUUCUGUACGAGACCGAGGGAGAGAGCCUGCACUACGCCCACACGGUGAACGCUACAGCGUGUGCCAUCCCUCGCACCAUCAUUGCCAUUCUGGAGACUCAUCAGAACAAGGACGGGACGGUACGAGUGCCCCGUGCCUUACAGCCCUACGUGGGGUCAGAGGUCAUUGAGAAGCCCAAAUACUCCCCUCUGAAAUACAUUGGGCCAAACCAGCCACAACGCCCACCCCGCCCCACUCCCAAACCCAGAUGACAUGAGCUGACCCAAAGCCCACCCUGAAUACAGGACUCAACCAAUCUCCUUCCUAAAAAGGGGUGUUCGCUCUUUCCAUGCAUACAUACACUGUUGGUUCUGGGUGCCUGAUCAAGUGUGUAUAUAUAUAAAUUUAGAUAAUGCACUUUGUAAGCUUAUUCUGCAAUGUAAUAAAACCCCAUUACAAUCUAGG